Macrosiphum euphorbiae (potato aphid) is the source of this 402-nucleotide messenger RNA. NCBI's taxonomy places the organism in Eukaryota, Metazoa, Arthropoda, Insecta, Hemiptera, Aphididae. The record is from the annotation of a GenBank genome assembly.
AUGGUCCCUAAAAAACUAUCAGGUGCACAAAAGAAAAAAAGAAAAAAGAAUAUCGAGUUAGAAAAUAAAUUGUUAGCCACUCAAUGGAAAAAAUGGAUAAAUAAAUCAAAUCAAAGAAAUUCUUCAUCUAAUUCGACUAUUAAUUGUAAUGAGAAUAAUAAAAAUUCCGAUGAAUCGAUUUCUGAAAAUAAAAUAUUAAAAAAAACUGAAAUACUUGAUGCCUGCAAUGUGGAGAUUGAAAAAAAUAUUAAAAAUGAAUCUCAAGUUACCGAAGAAAUAUUCGAAAUUGAUUUUAAUGAUCCCUCUUCUUGGCCACCAAUUACUGAUAAAAUUCGUACAUUAUUGAUAAACCAUGGUCCCGAGACGGGUAAAAACUCUGAUUUUUUUUUUCUGAAAAUGUAA